GUUCAGUGGUAAUGGUUCUGCCGUGCGGGAUGUAGCUGACGGUAUCCGAUACUGUUUGUUUGUUUGUUUGUUUGUUUUCUUUCCGUGUGUAAUGCUGAGGUUCUGGUGCCGGAGGCGCGAUGCUGAGUGUGGACUCGCUUCAGGUAGCCGAGGAGGAGGUGGUGGAGUCGAGCUCCAGCCGUCUGGGGGACAUUUACACGCUGGUGGCUGAAGGCUGCUACCCGCACGCCAUGAACCCCAUCCGCAAGAAGAACCUGAAACGAUACGCGCAGAAAUUCAUCAUCGACGACGGGCGGCUGUACUACGUGGGGAUGAAGAAGGAGGAGAAGCGUGAGGUGGUGAUCGACGCCGAGCGUAAGCGUCAGAUCUUCCUGGAGUGUCACUUUAACGAGCUCGGCCAUCACCUGGGCCAGAAGAAGACGGUGCACCGCAUCCAGAGCAAGUACUACUGGCUGGGCAUCGUCAAGGACGUAGUGGACUGGAUCAAAGUGUGUGAGACGUGUCAGCACGCAGAGCGGAACAAGAACAUGGCAAGGACACCGAGACCGCUGAAGGUUGACGGCCCCUGGGACACGGUUACUGUGGAAAUACUGGGCCCUUUCCCCUGCACUACUCACGGAGGAAACACUCAGUUGGUCCUCAUCACAGAUUAUUACAGUAAGUGGGUGGAGGCGUUUCCUGUCCAGAAGAGAGACUUCCUUUGUGUGGCAAGAUGCAUUUCGUCAAUUGUUUAUCGGUACGGUUCAGUAAAAACCAUACACUGUUCUCAGGACGCUGAUUUCUGUGGAGAGGUGAGCAAGCAGCUGAGUGAGCGCUGGAGUUUGCAGCUCAAGCUCCAGCACAGCGCUCUUCUGGAGCGCACGAACGUUCUGCUGAAGGACACCAUAAAGCAGGUGGUUCUGGAGAAGCAGGCCGAGUGGGACGAUUUCAUCGAGCCGAUUCUGGCGCUGUUCAGGACGUCGGUGAACCCGGCGACCAAGUUCACACCCUACUGCCUGAUGUUUAACCGUAAAGCCAACAUGCCCGGUGAGAUGAAGCUGGACUUACUGAGUUACGAGCAAGACGCAGGAAACGAUUCUGUCAGCGAGGAGCCGGAUAACAGCUUCCUGUCCUCCAUUCAGGAGCAGCAAAAUCAGCUCAAACAGAUGGUUUUUUCCAACAUGACCGCUGCCUACAAGCAGGAGAAGAAAAGCGCCAAGCGGCGCGGCAGGAACGUGUCCUCCAUAACCCUGACCGUCACCGAGCCCUUGUGCCCCUCAGACGACUCGCCCUCACCCAAAAGACUGAAAGAUGACCUGUUCCUGACGUUUCCCGUAGAGACGGUGAUCAGCGCUGUUCAGGUGGUGGCGGAGGAGGGGAAGGACGGCCUGGAGUACGUGCUCCCGGGGCCUGAUGUACACUGACCACCUGAUGACUGAUUCGGUCCUGAUCGGGAUGUCUGGUGUUACGAUGCUUCUCUUGUGGUUCAGCCGUUCAUGGGUCUGCACGUUUCCGGGAACGUGAGUGAAGGGCGAGGAAGCGAUCGACAGCAAUAGUCACUACAUUGCACACUUAGAAACCGGGGCUCAUGGCUAAGAGCAGGAUAUUAUUUGUAAUAGUUGUGGUUUUUUUAUAUUAUGAAGGAUUUCUUUUGUGUCUGAAUUCUCCCAGAAUCCUUUUUCAUCAUGGUGGCUUUUAGGGUAAUAAACGCUAACAUAUCCACA
Messenger RNA from Neoarius graeffei (lesser salmon catfish), 1703 nucleotides. RefSeq lists its product as uncharacterized. Bases 120 to 1403 code for a protein of 427 amino acids. The transcript has 8 exons. The record is from RefSeq and is a predicted model, not a curated record. Gene Ontology annotation, molecular function: nucleic acid binding. Lineage: Eukaryota; Metazoa; Chordata; Actinopteri; Siluriformes; Ariidae.